AUGGCGAAUCUAAUUUUAUUUUUUGUAGUGAUAUCAGCAUGGAACUUCACAGAAUCUGCAAGGAUUUUAGGUGUUUUUCCAACACCUUCAAUAAGCCAUCAGGUUGUAUUUCGUCCAAUUAUGCACGCUCUUGCAAAGCGGGGACAUGACGUAGUAGUAAUAACCCCAGACCCUGCUUUCCCAAAAGGUAAAGCUCCGCCAAAUCUUACUGAAAUUGACGUACGCAACGAAUCAUAUAUUCAUAUAGACAAACUGCUCUCAGUGAACAGAGGGAGGAAGAAUGAUUUUAUAACACAAUUUACAAAAAUCCUAGAAGGUAUGCCAAUUAUAUUUGAAAGUCAGUUACAAGUACCAGAAGUGCAAAAGAUAUUAAAAGAUGAAAGAGACUCUUUUGAUUUAGUGUUCAUAGAAUCCUGUGUAAGAGCGGCGUUAGCAAUAAGUCACGUGAUUAAAGCACCCGUCAUUCAAAUAAGCUCAUUAGGAAUUUCAACACCGCAGUAUGCUUUAGCUGGUGCUCCAAUACAGCCUUUUGUAUAUCCAUCACCAAUUCAACAACGCAUUUAUAACUUAUCGUUACUUGAAAAACUUAAGGAACUUCUGUCGUUUCAAAAGAUAAUUAGACAUAUUUAUGCGACUGAUCAUUUGGACUAUAACUUGGCGAAAAAAUAUUUUGGAGAUAUUCCACAGUUUGAAGAGCUGUUUACGAACACGAAAAUGUUAUUUAUUAAUGAACAUCCUCUAUGGGCUGACAAUCGACCGGUGCCACCAAAUAUUCUGUACAUUGGAGGAGUACAUGAAGUACCGGAAAAACCUCUGCCUAAUCCUCUAAAAACAUAUUUAGAUUCAUCGAAGAAUGGGGUCAUUUUUAUAAGUUUUGGAACUAACGUGAGGGCGAAUAUGCUGUGUCCUGAAAAAAUCAAGGUCAUGGUAAAUGUGUUAUCGAAAUUACAAUACGACGUUCUCUGGAAAUGGGAUAAUGAGACUUUAAUAAACAAAUCUGAAAAUAUAGUAAUAUCCAAAUGGUUUCCCCAAUCGGACCUUCUGAGACAUCCUAAAGUGAAAUUAUUCAUCACCCAAGGAGGUUUGCAAUCAACCGAUGAAGCCAUAAAUGCUGCCGUACCACUCCUAGGUGUGCCAAUGUUAGCUGACCAAUGGUACAAUGUGGAAAAGUAUGUUCGUCACAGAAUAGGAGUCCAAAUAGACUUUGAGACUCUCACGCAUGACGAAUUCAAAAAUGCCAUAGUUACUGUAAUAAAUGAUUCAAGUUACAAGGAAAAUAUAAUUCGCCUUCGGUCAAUGAUGCGUGAUCAACCCAUGAAGCCGUUGGAUCAAGCUAUUUACUGGACAGAGCACAUUUUGAAACACGGCGGUGACCAUCUUCAGCCACCCAACUUUGGUGUCUAUGGAAUUUAUGAAUAUUACGAAGUUCCAUUAGUUUUAACUAUUUUCUUUUGUUUAUUUAUUGUUGUAGGUUUAUUUGUUUGGAUUUUAGUUAUCUUAUUGAGGUUUUUAAGAAAACUAACAUUCGGUAAAGUAAAGACGAGUUAG
Pieris macdunnoughi is the source of this 1548-nucleotide messenger RNA. The record is from the annotation of a GenBank genome assembly. NCBI's taxonomy places the organism in Eukaryota, Metazoa, Arthropoda, Insecta, Lepidoptera, Pieridae.